GCAUGAAGGUGAGCGGCGGCAGCUGCGACUGGUGUGUCUGUGAUUUUAUACCGUGAAACGUCGGAGGACACGUCGGCGGAACAGGCAGAGGAGCCGGCGGUUGAAGCAGCGAGAUGGAGAGUCCCGGGGACAGCGGCGUCCUCCGGUCCCGCUACAGACCCGUACCCAAGAUGCCCACCUUCUCCGACCUGGACGACUCUCUGGACGGGGAGCUCAGUCCGGAGAAGCACCAGCUGGAGAACGGAGAGGUCCACAUGAGCAGCAACGGGCGAAUUGAGGUGGAGCAUGUGAUCAGCAAGAAGCUGCAGCUGAAACGGAAAGCAGAGCACCUGAAGAGUGACCUGAUGCGUCAGUUCGACAGCCAGGUCAACGACUUCAUGGACAGUCUCAUUGAAGAGUCAGCCAGUCUGGAGCCUGCACCGGUGCCGGCUGUCUUCUCUCCUCCGCUGUCGGACAAGGAGAGGAGCAAACUCAGACAUUUCCGUCCUCCUCACGGCCAGGGGAAGCAGUUUGUCAGCCGCAGGUCCCUCCUCGACGAGCUGUUUGAGGUGAACCACAUCAGGACCAUCUACCACAUGUUCAUCGCUCUGCUCAUUCUCUUCAUCCUCAGCACGCUGGUGGUAGAUUUCCUUGAUGAAGGCAGACUGGUGCUGGACUUCGACCUGCUGGUCUACGCCUUUGGACAGUUUCCCCUGGUGGUGUGCACGUGGAUCUGCAUGUUCCUGUCUGUGCUGCUGGUUCCUUACAGCCUGUUCCACCUGUGGUCACACAGUCAGUCGUACAGUCGCUCUGGGACGUACAGUUUGCUGUUUGGCUCCGUGUUCCUGCUCUACCAGGCCCUGGGGCUGGGAUUCCUGCCCACGUACGUGGCGGUGACCAACAGUUUGCCGCCCGCUUCCUGCUUCAUCAUCAUUCUGGAGCAGGUCCGUCUGAUGAUGAAAGCUCACUCGUUUGUCCGGGAGAAUGUGCCAAAAGUCCAGACCUGGGCUAAAGACAAGACCAGUCCUGGUCCGGUGGUUCCUCAGGUUUCUCAGUAUCUCUAUUUCCUGUUUGCACCCACACUCAUCUACAGAGACAAAUACCCCAGGAACCCUGUGAUCAGAUGGGGCUACGUGGCCACCAAGUUGCUUCAGGUGCUCGGCUGUCUGUUCUACGCCUACUACGUGUUUGUGCGGCUGUGCAUACCUCAGUUCCACAGCAUCAGUCUGCAGCUGUUCGACCUGCGUGCCAUGGUCCUCUGCGUCUUCAACUCCAUCCUGCCAGGAGUGUUGGUUCUCUUCCUGGGCUUCUUCGCCUUCCUCCACUGCUGGCUCAAUGCUUUUGCUGAGAUGCUCCGCUUCGCUGACAGGAUGUUCUACAAGGAUUGGUGGAACUCAACCUCUUAUGCCAACUACUAUCGCACCUGGAAUGUGGUGGUCCACGACUGGCUGUAUUACUACGUGUACCGAGACUUUCUGUGGAUGUCUCAGAAGCGUUUCCGACCCGCCGCCAUGCUGUUCGUGUUCACCGUGUCCGCCGUGGUCCACGAGUACAUCCUGGCCGUUUGCUUUGGCUUCUUCUAUCCCGUGCUCUUCUGCCUCUUCAUGUGUUUUGGAAUGAUGUUCAACUUCAUCCUGCACGACCAGAGGAAAGGUCCCAUCUGGAACAUCAUCAUGUGGACGUCUCUGUUCCUGGGUCAGGGCGUCAUCAUCUGCCUGUACUCCCAGGAGUGGUACGCUCAGCGCUACUGCCCCCUCAAAGAGCCUUCCUUCCUGGAGCUGCUGAAGCCUCGGUCCUGGAGCUGCCAGAGAGGCCUGACGGACUCCGCCGGGCUGUGACACUGAGCUGGGACUACCGGGAGGAGGAGGAGGAGGAUCAAUAUAACUCAGACCAGCCUUUCUGUUACUGUCAUAACUUGUUUUAUUUUAUUGCACUAAGAGUCUGUUUAUGGAAGAGUGUCUGCCGAAAUGCCAAAAACAAAAACACAGCAAAGCCACAGUGAUGCCUUAUACGUAUGUUUUAAGUUUUCGAAGGCGAAACCCAUCAACAAAAUCCCCGGUUCACACGAUAACACUCGUGAACUCCUAUUUUUAUGUACUAUUUAUUUUUCUGACGUCUCCCUUUGCCUUGAUCUACUGUGAAACACAUCCUGGUGCCAACACGACAGUGGCAGCGACGACGUGGCAGCUCAGCGCAAACAUUACACAAUACAAACACCGUAUGCAGUGACGGUUAAUGUUUAACGUCAGAGUGUGUUGUUUUGGAAAAGACUUGCAUGGACAAUCUUAUUUAUUUCCACUGCCGACGAGAUUUAUUGUGCAAAACGACCAACUGUUGGGCGUUCUGUAUAAAUCUGAGGAACGGUGGUUUCUGUAUUACGACUUUAAGAUUGCACCGAUCUCAUCCGAACGAGAACACGACGUGAUGGGGAAGCUGUUUUAUAAUAAAUCAGGAAUUCGUAGAGCAAAGCAUCGUGGCACAACUGAACUCCUGCAUUUUCCCAUUUUUGAGCCACACGUUAGGACUCGUUAAUUAUUCUAAUCUGAAUAUGACAAGCUGAAGGAGAAUGUGAGAGAACUGUGUGAAGUUAAUUUAUUCGAUGACUGCUGGAUGUAUUCUUGAACGAGCGUCGCACAGAAAGCUUUCUUGGGAAUGUUGUAUUUUGUUUAAGCGUCGUGAUUUCAGCCGCAGCGUGAAAUCACUUCAGAUGAACUACUACUGUAAAACCUGCAGCUGGCUGCUAGAAUGUUCUAACCCCGGGGUGGUGGUGGUGGUGGUGAUACUUGAUUAGCACUAAGGGCUACAGUUUGUAUUGUCACAUACUCAGCACGAUAAACGAGGGUGUGUUGUUUAAAUCAUGAACGUGUACGUUUUACACAACAGUAAUUUUGAUGUUACACGAAUGGAAGAAGGUGUUUAAUGUGCUUUUAUGGUCUUGGAAUCGAUGUUUGUAUUAUUUUCGGGGGAGUUAAUGCACAGUGAAUGGUGCCAAUUCUAUUUCAAUGCAGGGAGAUGAUUGUUUGUGACUGAUGAGAUGCACAGUGAAAAACCAGCAACUUCAUAGAACUGGACGACCACAAGGUGGCGCUGUAAUAAAGCUUUUAAUUCUGAUCCUCACCCCAAAAAAGAAGAUUCCCUCGAUUUCUUCACAAAAUUAACAAAAACAACUAAUUAUUUUUCAAUAUGCACAGAUAACUGGAGAAAUAUUGGACUUUUAAUCCAUCUCGAGAUUUGAAGUUUUAUUCUUAAACUCUUGGUAAUAAAGAUAAUAUUUAUUAUAGUCAAGAGCCAAAUGCAGAUGUGUUGUGUGUUCAGAUGAGUGGGGGCAGAGAUUGGCUCACUUUCUGUCACAUGUGAGUUUAUUAUGAUUGAUUGAUUUUUUCUGACAUUGAAUGACUUCUUGUGUUUGGUGACAUUUUAUGAAUCAGUUGGUCGAUUUUUCUAAUUCUUGAUGCUUUCCUUAAACAUCAAAGUGUAACAACCAUCAAAUAUAAAUAAAGGAAAAGUUUAUUCUCAUCA
Stegastes partitus (bicolor damselfish) is the source of this 3498-nucleotide messenger RNA. RefSeq names its product sterol O-acyltransferase 1 (gene soat1). The record is from RefSeq and is a predicted model, not a curated record. Gene Ontology annotation, biological process: cholesterol metabolic process; cholesterol efflux. Gene Ontology annotation, cellular component: endoplasmic reticulum membrane. Gene Ontology annotation, molecular function: cholesterol O-acyltransferase activity; cholesterol binding; fatty-acyl-CoA binding. The coding region runs from base 114 to 1817 and encodes 567 amino acids. Lineage: Eukaryota; Metazoa; Chordata; Actinopteri; Pomacentridae. The transcript has 16 exons.